GUGUUCCUUUCGCUUCUGACAUUUGCCGUAUUCGCGUGUUAUUUUAGAUUAUCUAAUUCCAGAUAAACAAAAUGCAAAACGACGCUGGUGAAUUCGUUGACCUGUACUGCCCGAGGAAAUGCUCGGCCAGCAACCGCCUGAUCCACGCCAAGGACCACGCGUCGGUGCAGCUGGUGAUCGCGGACGUGGACCCCGCCACCGGGCGCGCGUCCGACGCCAGCAAGAUGUACGUGGUGUGCGGCGCCAUCCGCCGCAUGGGCGAGUCCGACGACUGCAUCGUGCGCCUCACCAAGAAGGACGGCAUUCUGGCCAAGAACUACUGAUGCAGUUUUAACAAGCUUUACAUUAUAAG
This is a messenger RNA of Maniola jurtina (meadow brown), 352 nucleotides long. It is a transcript of the gene RpS21, whose product is annotated as 40S ribosomal protein S21. The record is from RefSeq and is a predicted model, not a curated record. Lineage: Eukaryota; Metazoa; Arthropoda; Insecta; Lepidoptera; Nymphalidae. The transcript is spliced from 4 exons. The coding region runs from base 72 to 323 and encodes 83 amino acids. Gene Ontology annotation, cellular component: cytosolic small ribosomal subunit; ribosome. Gene Ontology annotation, molecular function: structural constituent of ribosome. Gene Ontology annotation, biological process: translation; endonucleolytic cleavage to generate mature 3'-end of SSU-rRNA from (SSU-rRNA, 5.8S rRNA, LSU-rRNA); endonucleolytic cleavage in ITS1 to separate SSU-rRNA from 5.8S rRNA and LSU-rRNA from tricistronic rRNA transcript (SSU-rRNA, 5.8S rRNA, LSU-rRNA).